This is a messenger RNA of Dracunculus medinensis (Guinea worm), 180 nucleotides long. The record is from the annotation of a GenBank genome assembly. NCBI's taxonomy places the organism in Eukaryota, Metazoa, Nematoda, Chromadorea, Rhabditida, Dracunculidae.
AUGAAUCCGCAAAUUUUUGCAAAUGUCAAAGAAAUUAAGAAAAAGCAAGCUAAAGAUAAUCCUGAAAUAUUGGAACCAUCAAUAUACAACGAUCGAAAUGAAAUACUAUACAGAAUUCAAGGACAACUUUUUGGUGCACUAGCAAUGCUCGAUACUUUGCAAGACGGUGAGAUUUUUUAA